GGUUACAUCCGAUGGUUAGCAGGCCGAGAAAGAGGUCUCACCCCCUUUACUACGGCAUCAUUAACCUCUCCGCUAUAUAAAUCUCCACUUCCCUCAUCUUUUUCGGAAUCAGUCGGUCACUGAUCUCUCUCAAUUCUUUCCCCUAUAUACUUAAACAAUAUUGUUAUACUGACCUCAAAGAUUCAGAUUCGAUGGAGGUGGCGAAUGUCGUGGUGGUGGUGGCAGUUGUGGCGGCUUACUUGCUGUGGUUCAAGCGUAUCUCACGGAGUCUUAAGGGUCCGCGUGUCUGGCCCUUAUUGGGCAGUCUCCCGGGGCUGACCCAGAACCGCGAACGCAUGCACGACUGGAUCACAGAGAACCUACGGGCGUGCGGAGGGACGUACCAGACGUGCAUAUGCGCAUUGCCUUUCUUGGCUCGGAAGCAAGGUCUGGUGACGGUGACUUGCGACCCGAAGAACAUAGAGCACAUGCUCAAGACCCGCUUCGACAACUAUCCCAAGGGCCCCACCUGGCAAGCUGUCUUCCACGACCUCCUCGGCCAUGGCAUCUUCAACUCCGACGGCGACACCUGGCUCUUCCAGCGCAAAACCGCCGCUCUCGAGUUCACCACCAGAACGCUGCGGCAAGCCAUGGGGCGGUGGGUAAACCGGGGAAUAAAAAACCGGUUCUGCCCGAUCCUGGAAUCGGCUAGCGCAAAAGCCGAGCCGGUUGAUCUCCAGGACUUGUUUCUGCGGCUCACUUUCGACAACAUCUGCGGUUUGGCCUUCGGCAGGGAGACCCGAACCUGCUCGCCCGGCCUCCCAACCAAUAGCUUCGCCUCGGCUUUCGACUGCGCCACUCAGGCCUCUCUUCAACGCUUCAUUUUGCCUGAGUUCCUCUGGAGGCUCAAGAAAUGGCUUCGGCUCGGCUUGGAAGUCAGCUUGAGCCGAAGCCUCCUCGAAAUCGACGGCUACAUGGCUGACGUCAUCACCGCUCGCAAGGAAGAACUGCUGCUGAGUCAGCAGGAUGGUGGGACCCAGCGCCACGACGAUCUUCUCUCUCGCUUCAUGAAGCGCAAGGAGGCGACCUUUGACGAGAGCUUCCUGCAGCAAGUGGCGGUAAACUUCAUCCUUGCCGGACGCGACACGUCAUCGGUGGCGUUGAGCUGGUUCUUCUGGCUUAUCACCAACCAUCCCGCUGUAGAGGACAGGAUCGUGAGGGAGAUCUGCUCCGUCCUGAUCGAGACACGUGGCACUGACGUCUCGUCCUGGACGGAGGAGCCGCUAGGGUUCGACGAGGUAGACCGCUUGGUGUAUCUGAAGGCGGCGCUGUCUGAGACUCUGAGGCUGUAUCCGCCGGUGCCGGAGGACUCGAAGCACGUCGUGAACGACGACGUUUUGCCGGACGGGACCUUCGUCCCCGCGGGAUCGUCGGUGACGUACUCGAUCUACGCGAUCGGGAGGACGAAGGCGGCGUGGGGAGAGGACUGCCUGGAAUUCAAUCCGGAGAGGUGGAUCUCACCAUCGGAGGGAGGGAAAUUCAUCAAUCACGACCAGUAUCGGUUCGUGGCGUUCAACGCAGGGCCGAGGACUUGCCUGGGGAAGGACAUGGCGUACCUGCAGAUGAAAUCGAUCGCGGCGGCGUUGCUGCUCCGCCACCGCGUGACGAUGGUGCCGGGGCACAAGGUUGAGCAGAAGAUGUCGUUGACGCUCUUCAUGAAAAACGGCCUCCGAGUUCACCUCCACAAGAGGGAUCUGGGAGCGAUCGUGGAGAGUAUAAUGGCGGAGAGAGACGCCGGCAAAUGCGAUGGCGUCUGCGUUUAAACCCUACAGUGUCGUCGUUUCAUAUUUAGUCCACGGUUUGAUUGCCUCUUCUAGCUUUGAUUUCAUAUCCAUACUUAAAAUUUUUGUUUCAAUUGGUAUACUUUUGUGGGCGGUUCAAUUUGGAAGUAGAAAUCAAGACAAAGUUGUAAGCUUUUUAGUCCAAAUAAAUAUACUGUUUUUCUUUC
Messenger RNA from Tarenaya hassleriana, 1987 nucleotides. RefSeq names its product cytochrome P450 86A2-like. Bases 192 to 1802 code for a protein of 536 amino acids. The record is from RefSeq and is a predicted model, not a curated record. The transcript has 3 exons. NCBI's taxonomy places the organism in Eukaryota, Viridiplantae, Streptophyta, Magnoliopsida, Brassicales, Cleomaceae. Gene Ontology annotation, molecular function: monooxygenase activity; oxidoreductase activity, acting on paired donors, with incorporation or reduction of molecular oxygen; iron ion binding.